This is a messenger RNA of Paramecium sonneborni, 804 nucleotides long. Lineage: Eukaryota; Ciliophora; Oligohymenophorea; Peniculida; Parameciidae. The record is from the annotation of a GenBank genome assembly.
AUGGAUGGAGCCAUCUCUAAAUAUAGAUGGAACUUCUGGAUGGCUUAAGUCUAUAGAAACAGAGACUAUGAUCCCCAUCUUUAUACAAAGUUAAAAAACUAAACUCCCACUCAAAAAAUCCUUGAAGAUAUUACCAAAGAUAUUAAUAGAACAUUUCCCUCUCAUGAUCACUUUAAAGAUUACAAUUAAGGUUAAUAAUAAUUAUUCUCUAUUCUCAAAGCCCUUUCCAUGCUUAAUGAGGAUAUUGGUUAUGUUUAAGGAAUGAAUUAUAUCGUUGGAUUCUCAUUAAUUGUUAGUGGAGGCAAAGAAGAGGAAGUCUUUUGGCUUAUUCAUUUUAUUAAUACUAAUCCUCUCUUUUAAUGGUGGGAAAUCUAUAGAGUCAAUUUCAAUUAUGCUAAAGCCAUAUGCUAAGUGUUCUCAAAAAAUUUUAAUGAAUAUCUUCCAGCACUUUAUCAACACUUUUAAGAUGAAGGAAUUAGUGAUUAAUAAUACAUUUGGCAAUGGAUUUUAACUUAGUUUUUAUAUACCUUCCCUAUUGAUAGAGUAAUUUUCUUUUGGGAUUUUAUUUUGGCCACUGAUAUCUUUUCAAUCAUCAAAAUUAGUAUUGCUUUUCUUAAAGAAUUUGGAUAUGAAUUAAUUUAAAAAGAUAUUGGUUAAAUCUCAGAAUUUCUAACUGGUUUCAUUAAAGAUCAAUUAUAAAUUGAUGUUCCCAAAAUCAUUAGUGAUGCAAAAUAAAUAGUUGUAAAUAUGACUGAAGACUAAAAAUAAUUCUUUUAAAAUUAUAAACCUUAAUCAUCUACUUGA